This is a messenger RNA of Eucalyptus grandis, 1687 nucleotides long. RefSeq names its product L-2-hydroxyglutarate dehydrogenase, mitochondrial. Gene Ontology annotation, molecular function: (S)-2-hydroxy-acid oxidase activity; (S)-2-hydroxyglutarate dehydrogenase activity. NCBI's taxonomy places the organism in Eukaryota, Viridiplantae, Streptophyta, Magnoliopsida, Myrtales, Myrtaceae. The record is from RefSeq and is a predicted model, not a curated record. The transcript has 5 exons. Gene Ontology annotation, cellular component: mitochondrion. The coding region runs from base 144 to 1400 and encodes 418 amino acids.
CCGGACAAAUUUGUGAAAAUCACUCAUUUCUGGUCAAAGCGAAUUCACUUUUGUCCGCCAUCGCUAAGCCGACCGAGCUCAGUCCGUCCGUCCAGCUUCGUUGCAGGAGCGACGACCGGAAGAGCAAUCCGAGGGGGAGAGAGAUGCUGGCGCGCUCGGCCGUCGGCGUCCGCGGAGCCUUGAAGACCGCCGCCAAGCUCGCCAGAGGCUUCGCCUCCGUCGAGCAGGCGGAUUGCGUGGUGAUCGGCGCGGGCGUCGUCGGGCUGGCCGUCGCGCGGCGGCUCGCGCAAGGCGGCCGGGACGUCCUGGUGCUCGAGUCGGCGCCGACCUUCGGGACCGGCACGAGCUCCCGCAACAGCGAGGUCGUCCACGCCGGCAUAUACUACCCUCCCGAUUCUCUCAAGGCGGCGUUUUGCGUGAGGGGAAGGGAGCUGCUGUACGAGUACUGCUCCGAGCGCGAGAUCCCCCAUGGGCAGAUUGGGAAGCUGAUAGUCGCUACCGGGCCUUCGGAGGUUCCGAAGCUGAGCAAUUUGAUGGACCGUGGAGCUCGCAACGGGGUCGAUGGGUUGAGGAUGAUGGAUGGUGCGGAAGCCAUGAGGAUGGAGCCUGAACUGCAAUGUUUGAAGGCCUUGUUUUCCCCUGUUUCCGGCAUCGUUGACACGCAUUCGUUGAUGCUGUCGCUAGUGGGAGAAGCUGAAAAUCACGGAGCGAUGUUCUCUUACAAUACUACUGUGGUCGGCGGUCAUCUUGAAGGCAUUUCUAUGCACCUCCAUGUUUGUGAGACCAAAAAUCUCGAUGAACAUGGGAAUGGACAGUUUCCUCUCCAACCUGAACUUGAACUAGUUCCGAAGGUUGUUGUCAACUCGGCAGGCUUAAGCGCUCCACUCCUGGCAAAGAGAUUUCAUGGUCUUAAUGGUCAAGUAAUUCCUCCAGCAUAUUUUGCUCGCGGUCACUACUUUACCCUUGCGAACACUAAGAACCCCCCAUUCCAGCAUUUGAUAUAUCCAAUUCCUGAGGAUGGUGGCCUUGGUGUGCAUGUAACUCUUGAUUUGAAUGGUCAAGUAAAGUUUGGCCCGGAUGUUGAAUGGAUUAAUGGUGUGGAUGAUGUUUCAAGCUUCCUAAACAGGUUCGACUAUUCUGUAUCUGCAAGCCACGCGGAGAGAUUUUAUCCAGCCAUCAGAAAGUACUAUCCAAACCUCAAGGAUGGUUCUUUGGAGCCAGGUUAUUCAGGGAUUCGGCCAAAACUUUCAGCUCCUCAACAGCCUACCAGUGAUUUUGUAGUACAGGGAGAGGAGACUCAUGGGGUACCUGGACUGGUUAAUCUCUUUGGAAUCGAGUCACCUGGUUUGACUUCAAGCAUGGCCAUAGCAGAACAUGUUGUUGCCAAGUUUUUGACAUGAUAAUGUGCCGAAGAUGAGAUGCUGGUCAUAGAAAUCGGCUGUCCCAGCCAUUGUGGCUUUUGAACAUUCAAUCUCGACUUUAUGGGGGAAUCUUGAAUAUCCGCAGAUUUGUUAAGCUUGUAUCCCUCUAGUCGAGCUUAUCAGAGAUUGUAUAGCCCUUUCCGUCCCUUGGUCGAUUCCUCUGUUAAAAGGGAUAUGUUGGAUGGGCCAUGCUCAAUGUGUGUUAUAAUAAUCGUGUUCCAGAGUUAAAGAGAGAAGAAUCUAACAAGAAGCCAUCAAUUUCAACG